Messenger RNA from Xenopus laevis (African clawed frog), 1710 nucleotides. RefSeq names its product G protein-coupled receptor 150 L homeolog (gene gpr150.L). The record is from RefSeq and is a predicted model, not a curated record. Gene Ontology annotation, molecular function: G protein-coupled receptor activity. NCBI's taxonomy places the organism in Eukaryota, Metazoa, Chordata, Amphibia, Anura, Pipidae. Gene Ontology annotation, cellular component: membrane; plasma membrane. Gene Ontology annotation, biological process: signal transduction; G protein-coupled receptor signaling pathway. The transcript has a single exon. Bases 115 to 1395 code for a protein of 426 amino acids.
UGGACUUAUUCCUUCUCACGUGCCGUACCUGUUUGUCACCCAGUCAUUGCACCUCCCGAUGUGUUACAGGCAGGCGUAAACUCAUUGCACCCAAAGAGCCGGCAGUGACAUGAGAUGGAUGACUUAUUGCUUUAUGGAAUGACUUCCACCGAGCGCACCUCCUCAGCGACUGAGAGCGACCUGUCGCCGGGACACGCUCCUACCACCAUCAACUCUGUACAACACAGCCAGGCUGCCGACUCCCCGCACUACAACAGGCAGCUGCGAUUAAUCACAAUGAGCAUCAUCUUUGCCGUGGGACUGGUCGGCAACGUCGCGGUCCUGUACAAAAUCUGCAGUGGCAAAGGCAAGAAGAGGAAGAUCAACUUUCUGAUCACACAGCUGGCUCUGGCAGACCUCUAUGUGUCAGUCAUGUCUCUCCUGUCGCAGAUAGUCUGGGAGCUGCUGGAAGACGAGUGGCUGGUGGGGGAUAUAGGCUGCAGGGUCUUCAAAGUGUUCCAGGUUUCAGGCUUGAUGGCUUCUUCAAAUAUAAUUGCCAUAGUAGCCCUGGAGCGGCACCAUGUCAUUAUGAACCCCCUAAGCACCCCUCUACCAACUCGAUCCAUGGCAGCUUUUGGCUGGAUGUUUGCUUUUCUCUUGUCUGUGCCCCAGGCUUUUGUGUUCAAAGUUGCUUACACCGGCCAGGGAAACAGGUGCCUCAACAUAUUCGGGCAGUUGCCAAAGUGGCAUUUGCAGGCGUACAUCAUCUACUGCUCGCUCAUAGUCUUCUUCUUGCCCUUCUGCAUCCUGUGUGUCGCCUACAGUCGCAUCCUCUGGCUCAUCUGGAGAAGGGGCAAAGUCGGCAAGACCUCCAGGCACCACAACGGAACGUGCCAAGUCCAGGAAAGUCACACGGAAUUUAAGAGGCGAUCGCUGAGGCUCACGUCCACCAACAGCUGCAUUCCCAGGGCAAAGCUGAAGACCCUUAAGAUGACUUUGGUCAUCAUCAUUUUGUUCAUAGUGUGUGGCCUCCCUUACUUCAUUGUGGAAAUGAAAGUGGCAUUUGCGACCAUUACUGGGUUAGAUGAGAAGGUCAUGGCAGUGCUGGGCAUCUUUGUGGUCACCAACAGCGCAGUCAACCCUUAUGUCUACUUGUUCUUCAAAACCAACAACGUGUUCCUGAGAAGGUUAGAGAAAAAAGUGUGUUUCUCCUGCUGCCUGAAGGAGCACCGAGAGAUCACCUUCCCUAGAGAGCUCUCACCUCCCCGCUCAGUCACCCCAAAGAAAGAGCCCCCCAGCACCAGCAUGUCGGAGAUGGAUGUAAGCUCUUCUGCCCAACGCCGCUCCUUGUCCCAUGAGCAGACUGUGGCACAGGGAGACAAGGGCACAGAUUCCGUAUAUGAGAGCCGCAUGUAAGGGAUUGGCAAAUGCCCACAAUCACACAGCACAUCUAUGUACAUAUGAUUUUCCCAGCGAACUUUAUUACACUCAACUGAGGAUGCCCAUAAUUAUCUCCUCUACUACACAUCUCCCACUGGUCCCUGCACCAAAUGCACAUACCACCUGUCCACAUUCCUCCUUCUCUGCCAACUCCUGGCUACUAUUGAUCUGCACAUUCUCUUCUGUGUCACAUAUCCCUGUAGCCUCAGCAGUGGGUAUCCACAGUUGCCCCAUCCUGACUUCUCCAGCUGGUUCUAAGAAAUUGUUUGUAAAUUUAAUUCCCAAAAACAC